AUGGCCGCAGGCAACUACCGGUGCAACUGGACCCUGAGGCUCGAACCAGGUCAGUCGGUGCUUCCCGGGUCGCUACUCUUCGCGGCGGGGCUGCUGGGCAACGUGUUGGCGCUGUGGCUGCUGUGGCAGCACCACCUGAAAGCGAAGCUGCAGCGCGGCCAGGGGCGCCCGAGGGCGUCCGCCUUCUACCUGCUGGUGAGCACCCUGGCCGCCACCGACCUGCUGGGCAAGUGUUCGCUCAGCCCGAUCGUGCUGGCCGCCUAUGCGCACAACCGCAGCCUCGUCGACCUGUGGCCGCCCUCCGCAGCCAGCGAAGCCAGCCCGAGCCAGCCCGAGGAGGAAGAGAUCCGCUCCCCCGGCAGUCUGUGCCAACUCUUCGCUUUCCUCAUGGCUUUCUUCGGCUUGGCGUCCACCGUCCUGCUGCUGGCCAUGGCCCUGGAGUGCUGGCUCUCGCUCGGCCAGCCUUACUUCUACGAACACCACACCAGCCGGCGUUGGGGCGGGCUGCUCACCGGCGCGGCGGCCGUUCUCUGCGCUCUCUUCUGCGCCCUGCCGCUCCUGGGCUUCGGCAGCAACGUCCAAUACUGUCCGGGCACGUGGUGCUUCAUUCGCAUGGCCGGCGUUGGACGGCUCUAUUCCGUGCUCUACGCUACCCUGCUGGGCUUGCUGGUGCUGGCCGUCGGCCUGUGCAAUCUGGGCAGCAUGAGGAGCCUCUACGGGAUGGCGCGCCGCCAGCCCCCGCGCAGGACCCACCCGGUCGACCUGCAGGACGCAGCCGCGCCUUCCAGGCUCCCUUCCUCCGGGCGCACCGAGGAGCUAGGCCAGUUGGUCCUGCUGGCGCUCAUGACCGCCCUUUUCACCAUCUGCUCCCUGCCGCUGAUCGUAAGUAGCUCUUUGGAGGACGAGGAGGAGGGGGAGAACUAA
This is a messenger RNA of Thamnophis sirtalis, 924 nucleotides long. Lineage: Eukaryota; Metazoa; Chordata; Lepidosauria; Squamata; Natricidae. The record is from RefSeq and is a predicted model, not a curated record.